Centropristis striata (black sea bass) is the source of this 4212-nucleotide messenger RNA. RefSeq names its product cAMP responsive element binding protein 5b (gene creb5b). Gene Ontology annotation, biological process: regulation of transcription by RNA polymerase II. The transcript has 11 exons. The coding region runs from base 186 to 1754 and encodes 522 amino acids. Lineage: Eukaryota; Metazoa; Chordata; Actinopteri; Perciformes; Serranidae. The record is from RefSeq and is a predicted model, not a curated record. Gene Ontology annotation, molecular function: DNA-binding transcription factor activity, RNA polymerase II-specific; cAMP response element binding.
CGCCGCCUCUAAACGGACCGCAAUGAUUUAGAAGUUCAGGAAUCCCACGUGACGUCACCCGGGGGUGACGUUAUGCUCUCUAAAUAGAUCGUAUUGUAAUCUUUCCUCAGUCCAACGUGGUUUCUUCUCAGAGACUGCUUCACAUUUUCUACACUUGUUUGGUAAGUUGAAAGCCUCGCGCCACCAUGCAGAGGACCGUGCACGCGCCCCUGCAGUUUUAUGAGAAGGUGGCCAGAGUGAUGAACUCAGACCAGGAAAGGCCGUACGUCUGCAACGCUCCUGGCUGCUCUCAGCGAUUCCCCACGGAGGACCAUCUGAUGAUCCACAGACACAAACAUGAGAUGACCCUGAAGUUCCCCUCCAUAAAGAACGACAACAUGUUAUCAGACCAGACGCCGACACCAACACGCUUCCUGAAGAACUGUGAGGAGGUGGGACUGUUCAGUGAACUGGACUGCUCCAUCGAGCAGGAGUUCUGCAAGGCCCAGGAGGAGGAGGACAGUAAACAGAGCAUCUCACUGCAUGGCCAGGGAGGCCAGCACCAGCAGUCCCUCUCCCGGAUGGGCAGCCAUGACACCAGCAUCGUGAUCCAGCAGGCGCUGCCCUCGCCCCAGUCCAGCUCCGUCAUCACUCAGGCUCCAUCCACCAACAGACAGAUCGGUCCUCUGAGCGUUGGUCUGUGUGUCUUGUCAGGCCCGUCCCCCGGCUCGCUGUCCUCGCUGCUGCACCUACGGAACAGACAGAGGCAGCCGCUGCCAGCCUCCAUGCCGGGAACGCUGCCAGACCCCACCAUGCCCGGCUCCUCGGUGCUCAUGCCUAUGGAGAGACAAAUGUCCAUGGGCUCCAACAUGAUGGGUAUGCAAGGCCCCGCCCACAGCAGCUCCUGCUCCACUCACAUUCCCUCCAUGCACUCAGAGGCCAAACUGAGGCUGAAGGCGGCGCUGUCCCACCACCCGGGUGCCAUCGCCAACGGAAACAUGAACUCCAUGGGUCACAUGAUGGAGAUGAUGUCAUCGCGGCAGGAGCAGAACGCCCACCAUCACAUGCACUCGCACCCGCACCAGCACCUGCAGGCCCCGCCCCACGGCGCCUACCAGCACCACGGCCACCACCACCACAGCCAGGGCCACGGCCAGGGGGGGCACCACCACCCGCAGGGACACAACCCCCACCACAACUCCCACAACCCCCACCUCCACGCCGGGCACCCCCACCAGACCUCCCCACACCCCCCCAUGCACUCUGCUUCACAUGUAAGUCAAAUGUCACCUGCGACCCAGCAGAUGCAUCCCACGCAGACGCUGCAGUCUCCUCCGCCCAGCGGCGGGCGGCGCCGGCGAGUCGUGGACGAGGAUCCGGACGAACGUCGGAGGAAGUUUCUGGAGCGGAACAGAGCGGCAGCAACGAGAUGCAGACAGAAGAGAAAAGUGUGGGUGAUGUCAUUAGAGAAGAAAGCAGAAGAGCUCACUCAGACCAACAUGCAGCUUCAGAACGAAGUGACUAUGCUAAAGAACGAGGUGACCCAACUCAAGCAGCUUCUCCUCACACACAAGGACUGUCCCAUCACCACUAUGCAGAAAGAGUCCCAAGGUUACCUCAGUCCAGACAGCAGUCCGGCCGGCAGUCCAGCGCCAGCGUGCUCCCAGCAGCAGGUCAUCCAGCACAACACCAUCACCACCUCCACCACGACCGUAGGGGGCAGCAGCGUGCACGGGCAGACCAACCACCGCACAGACAUUAACCCCAUCCACUAGGACCAGAGACUGUUACCCCUCCUUACUGCCCUGCUUUCUGAGGGUCGCCCUCCUUUCCCUCCAUCAAGAGAAACCUCAAAGCCUGUGAGGCUGUUCUUUAUACAGUAGCUACAGUAUGUAUUUUUAUAGACCAACCCUAUUAACGCAUAAAUGUUCUAUGCUUUGUUGCCUCUUUUUUUUUUAAAUCUGUUUUUUUGUGCUUUUAGCGAGAAGGGCGUUUUAUCUCAUGCAGCAUUUAAGUGACUUUUUUUCUGUUGUGUAAUGGUACAAAAAGGAUCCCGGUGGUGAUGGAACCAGACUGUCUCUGUCUCUAGAAGCAGACUUACAUCUCUAUAUGCCUGAUGGACUGAAAACAAGUCAAAUCAUUCUCUAAAUAUCUCAUGUGGACAGUAUGUUGAGUGUAUGAGAUGUUUCUGCCUUUAAGUUGUCUUUGAAACGUCACCGUGAUGUCUUGAAGACAGGAAUAUGCAAGCAGGUGUAAUGAAACUCUUCUAUCCUAAAAUGACUGUUAACCCUUUACCUGUCAGCCGUAUUCUUAAAAAGAGUGUCAUAAAUACAGCGUAAACAUGAUCAAAUGUAAGCAAUACAUUGCAGUAUUGAUCAUCUUCUCUGCUGUGUGUCCAGGUUAUGACCAGGACAUACGAUGCUGUUACAGCUAUAACUGUACACUGUGAUACCAGUGAGGCAGCUUGGAGUUGCUCUCCAGGACCAACUGAAGCUUUAAUCGUCUCUUUUUGUGUGUUUGUGCAUCUGGAUUUUAAGGAUCCAUAGUUUAUAAAGUGUGCAUGUGAAUUAUGAUGUUUUGCCUUCUUUCCUCUGCAGAACAAAGUUCAGCAGGUGUGGAAAGAAAGAAAAACAGAAAAAUUGUGCGAGAGAGAGAAAGUGAGCAUGAUUUUUUUUUAAAGUGGCAUCACCCACCUGGCAAAGAGUCUCACGGUUUCUAAGGAGGAGCAGUUAAUGCCUGUGCUUUCCAAAAUGUCACAACGUGCCUGAAUCUUCUUAAAAUCUUUUGUUGGCUGUUUUUCCUUCAAACAAUCAAAACCAUUUCAUUCUCAGUGUUUGUUAACGAGGUUUCUCUGGAUGUCUGCUGCAGUCAGACCUGAACCAGCUGACCAGGAAGAAAAAUACCUGCUUUCAUUUCCCCUCAGACCUCUUCAUCACCUCGUCUUCAUCACCUCGUCUUCCUCUCUUUCUCAGGCCUCCUCUGCAGAGCGAUGGAUGUACUAAUACUGACCUCUCUUCUUUAAACUUCAUUCUUCUCAUGUCCUCCACCACUCCUCCUUAUCUCCUCUUUAUCUUCCCUAUGACCAGGAAUGUCGCCUCAUAGCAUGAUGACCAUAAUGACCAUAAUGCACUGUGUUUUACAGAAGGAUGGAUGAAAACAUUCCACUGACAGGUGGAGCGAUCGCAGAGCUGUCUAUGCACUUUGUCCUCUGUCACCAGAGGGUAGAAUAGCCAUAUUAAGGUCCCAGUAAUUCUCAGUGACCCCUCCCCCCCCUUUUUUCACACACCAGCGAGAAACUAAACUGUGUUUGGCUUUAUGGAGACUGUGCCUGGCAUGGACCACAUGUCUGUAGAUUAAAGGUGAUGGAGGCUCUAUUAAGGACCCUGCACUGUUAAGUUUGGGCCCUUUUUAUCCUCAAAAAAAAAAAAAGAUGAGGGAAUUGAAAAUCUUAUUCCUCAUAAUGGGUUACAUCCAAGCUUUGCUGAAGCAUUGUGACUGUUAAUGUGGUGUAAUAACCUGCAGUCUGUGGAAGAUGAGAUGUGGCACGAUUAGAAGAUGAGAAGUUGAUUCUCAUGAAAAAGGGCUUAGUCGUACCGACCCUUUGAACUGAAGCUUGCCUUGUUUUAGGUUGUUUUUUAAACCAUAUUUAGACUGUUACAUCAUUCCAAAUUAACCUCUUGCAUGUGAAAAUUAUGGCGAUGACCUCAAAAUACUUUCAACUGGAAUCAAUUGGAGGAUAUUGCUGUUUGAGAGUCUCUAGUUUGAUUUUUACGUGGGUCCAGGUCCACAGAAAGACAUUUGUUCCUACAACAGGUGGAGGUGCAGUAAAGAGUAAAGAGGUGGAGAACAAUUCCAACGUAUUAAUGAUGUUAUAAUUGUAUUAUUUUAAAUCUAAAACUAUAAAUAUUGUACAUAAUGUCAUUAAUUUCUGUAAUCCUGUACAUGUAAUGCAACCACCUUUCUUUUUGAAGGGAGUCAAUGUGUGGUACAUGUCUGUAAAUAAUGUUUAGCACUUGUUGCCUUCUGUUGUACGUCGAGGCUCAUUUCAGCGCUUAAAUACAUUGUUUAUAUGUAAUGAACUGAUGAAUCAUUCUCGCCUGCAUAACUUUGUACAUUUUUGUGUGUCUGUAAUGACAUUGUCUCAAUUUUUUGUUUUGCAUUUGUACAGAUGUUAAAAUAUCACUGCAGUUACAUUACGGUAUGAAAAUAAAGCACUUGUUCUGUAACAUACAA